Molecule: messenger RNA, 723 nt
Organism: Cucurbitaria berberidis CBS 394.84
Lineage: Eukaryota; Fungi; Ascomycota; Dothideomycetes; Pleosporales; Cucurbitariaceae
Exons: 1
Coding region: 193-594 (133 amino acids)
Source: RefSeq, a predicted model, not a curated record
CUCUCCCCGCUUUCAUCCCCCUCUCUGCCCUCUGCUCUGGGCCCUGGGCCCUCUCUCUGCCUCUCUCCCAUGGGGUUCGGGCCAAAGUCCGCCUAGAGCUGCCCGUGGGGCUCUCUCACCUCACCUCACCUCACCUCACCUCACCUGGUAGUGAGUGCGUGCACCACCCUGCGUGUCUUUGCCCAAAAUAAGAUGAAAAUAAAAAUAAAAAUAAAAAUGAAAGCGGAUAAAUCCUUGAUUCGACUUCUUCCAUCCAGCCAGCAGCGCGCCCCCUCCCUCCGAGAGAAAGCCUUCCUGUCGUCGUUGUUGUGCUCCCUCGUCGUGCCCUCCUGGCAUUGGCUGUUGCCGUGCGGCCAUGCAUGCGCGGGGUCAAGCGAACUCCAGGCCUAUGCGCCCCCGUCAGCCAUCCCCCAAACAUGCCACGGCCCUAUCACGUCGGAACUGGUGCAAAAAUAUAUUGACUGCCCGUGUCUGGUCUACUACACGCCCAUGUUGUCCCCCUCGCUCACCAUGCUAAUGCUAUUUCUACCCUCUCCCCCACUAGACUAUCGUACACUGCCCCUGUCUAGAAAUGCCUCAAAUCUCCUCCUCUAAUGUGCUGUUGCUGAAUGCAUCCACGCUCCAUACUCACACUCACGCCAACCCCACCCCCACCAUCACCAUCACCAUCACCUUUGCGGCUGAGCAAUGGCGAGGACAAGGCUGAAAAAAAACCCCCAAUCA